AUGAGAGUUAAAGCAAGAGAUCUUUUUUAUAUGAAAAAUGGGUAUGAAUGUGACUCAGAUUGCAGCGAUGAAGAUUUAUAUGACAAUGUCAGUUAUGAAAUCGAUAGUGAUGAUUAUUUAGAAUUACAAACACCCAAAAGAACAAGUAAUGUCAUUGAAGAACUAGAUUAUGAACCCAAUUUGGAAAAUUUUACAAAAAAAUUCAAGAAUCUAAAAAUAUCAAACUAUAGACAAUUACAAAAGGUUGCAGAUUCAUUGGGUUUAAAUUCCUUAGAAAAAAAAGUAACAUUAUAUCACAGGGUCAAAAAUUAUUUAGAAAUUCAAGAUACAAUAUCAAAAGAACGUGAAUUGAAAAUCCAAUGGAAUUCAAUGUUUAGUCAAAAUCAAAGUUUAUUUUCAUCCUCUACUUUAUCAAAUGGUGAAUUAUUGUUUUGGAAGGUUUUCAAAAAUAAAACCAUAUUCAAAGAAAUAUUUUCAAAUAUCAAAUAUAAAGAAGUAUAUGGUUACGACGAUAUGGUGAAAGCUGAAUAUGUUUUAAAGUACUAUAGUAACGGGGCAGAAAUUGUUAAGGAUAAGAUCAAGAGUAAUAAUAAUAUUAUCAGUAACCAAAAUGAUAUGGAGGCAAUUUUAAAAUCAAUUCGUGGGUUCUCAGAAGAUAAUGAAAUAUUUUAUAGAAAUUUAUUUACAAAAUUUAAAUCCCAUGGCAAAAACAGUCAGUUCAAAAAUGUAAACAAAUGGUUUAACUUGAUAAUAUCAAGUUAUAAUAAAUUGGCAACAUCUCAAUAUAUAAAAAUCUUCGAUUUAUCAACUGGGGAUAUCAGAGGAAACAUCACUAAUUUUCAAGAACAUUAUAAUUUUUUUUCAUCCUAUCAAGGCAUUAAGAUGUUCUCAUUUUUAAAAACAAAUGAUUGCAUCGAUAAAGAUAGUUUCAUCAUUAAACCAUUUAACCAAAUCAAUGUCACUUCAGAUUCAUUUAAAUUAAAACAAUUGGUCACAAUAUUUAGAAUAAUAGUUUCAAUCGUUCAAGAUAAUAAUGGUAUCAAAACCGAAAAGAUAGAUAGACUAAUCAACGAAUUACAACAAAUUGAGUUUACAAAACUUGAUCAAUUUAAUUCAAAAAUAGUAGAUAUAAUAGAAAACCCAGAAUUACUUUCAAAAGUUCAAGUUAAAAAAGAAGGAAACAAUCAAACAUUAAAAAAUAUUAUUUUUAAAUUAUUCAAGCUAUUUUAUUCAGUAAAUAAGAAACUACAACUUUUAGUUAAUAAGAGUAAAAAAUUUUAUUUUCACAAAACAAGUAGAGAACUUAAUGAAAUGCUCGAAUCCGAAUCUCCCAGUUUAGAUUUAAACAGAUUACUAAAAAUAUCAAAUAAAGGGGAUUUGGUAAAAAUUUGUAAAGAUUACUACUGCCAUUAUACCACUGAUUUCUCAAAACAGUCAGAUUUUCAUAAAAUGAUUUUAAAUUCAAAUAAUGUUGUUUUAAUAGAAGCAUUAUAUAAAGUAGUGAGUUUUGGAAUCGUCAAACAGCAUGAAUUUCCUUAUUUAAUUAAAUCAAUCAAUAGUACAGAGGUUUUAGACUAUUAUUUCAACAAUCAUAAAGACUCAGGAAUAUUCAAACAAGAAGAAGGUUGUUGGAGGUUCUUUCAAAGUGUCGAGCUAUUGGUACAUUAUGAAAAGCUUAUGGAAGGUAAUAUUGAUAUACUGCAAUAUGGAGAUACUUCUCAUUUAAAAUAUUUAAAUAUUCAAGUCUUAUUGCAUGCAAUAAAUAGUUUAAAUUUAGGAUCAAAAUUAUAUUACAUUGAAAGAGAAUUGAAAAUUGAAGAUUUUCUACACACUAUAAACAAUGCUAUUACCAAAGGGGAGCAGGAGUCUGUUAUUUCAUUGUUUUCAACUUUUUGCUUCAAAUCAAUCGAUUUAUCAAAACUUUUCGAACACGUUGUAAUGGGAAAUAAUGAAUUAAAUUCAAACUAUUAUCACAUCAAAAAGAUAGAAAGAUCUAAAAUAACAUUAAUAUUGGAUUGGAUAUUUCAAUAUUGUCCAUUGCAUCAUAUUUAUAAUAGUAUUAAGACGGGUAAUUAUAAAGAAGUUGUUAUACCAAUAGAGUUUAUUCAAGAAAAUCAUAUCGGUAAUAAAAUCAAUAGUAAUGAAUAUAAUGAAGAGCUAGAACAGACUUCGAAAUAUACAUAUUUAGAUUCAAAAAGAUUAAUAACAUUUAGAGCUAAUUUUUUAGAUUUUCUCACUUAUCUUUCCCUUAUUGGGCGUUCAGAUGACAUUAUCAGUCUUUAUUUGAACCUUAAUAACAUAAUUACAAAUAAGAACAUUCAUCGCAAAAAAUCAUUAUUCCAUUUUUUUUCAAGUAAUACUUUAGAGAAAUUUAUUUCCCUCUUUAAGGAUAAUCUCGUCGAUAAUUGUUCAAUUAAUCUUUUAUAUCAUGCAUUAUAUGUUGCCGCUUCCAAAGGAUUUUUACCACUAUUCAAGCAAUUGGCAUUUGAUUCGAGCUAUAUGUUAAAGAAAAGAAUGGGUAGAAAUGGAUCCUUGUUUGAAUCAAAUCUAUUGUAUAAUUUAGUAACAGCAUCAAUCGAUAAUGGAAAUUCAGAAUUAGCUCACUUUUUAAUAAACUUCAUAAACUUUUCAACUAAAGAAAUUAAGUCACUAAGGGUAUUAGAGUGCCAAUCCAAAAACAAAUAA
Messenger RNA from Dictyostelium purpureum, 2685 nucleotides. RefSeq lists its product as uncharacterized. The coding region runs from base 1 to 2685 and encodes 894 amino acids. The transcript has a single exon. NCBI's taxonomy places the organism in Eukaryota, Evosea, Eumycetozoa, Dictyosteliales, Dictyosteliaceae. The record is from RefSeq and is a predicted model, not a curated record.